AUGUGCCUUGUAGUUGCAUCGAAUGGCAUGAAUGUGGUGAAGGAUCAUCUCUCUUGCGCUCUCCUUCCCUUGCCCAUCCCAAUCCAACUUACCUUACUUGACCAAUCCCAUUUCUGCAAACUGCACCUUGUCCUCACCUCUCCCGACACUUAUACUCCCAAUUCUCACAGUCAUGAGCCGCUAUCGCCCUUCCGUCUUCUCACUGACUCCAACCCAUCCCUAGUCCCCUUUCUCCUUCCUUACUUUCCUUCGUCCUCCCUCUUCUACCAUACAUCCCUUAUCAACAUUCACACAUGCACACACACCCUCGAUAAUCUUUUUGAGGAGGGAGAAGAUGGUAAGGAGGUAGGGAAAGAAGGUGGGGACGUACAUCUCACCAUCGAAAAGGUUUAUCCCUCGUAG
Messenger RNA from Hydatigera taeniaeformis, 402 nucleotides. The record is from the annotation of a GenBank genome assembly. NCBI's taxonomy places the organism in Eukaryota, Metazoa, Platyhelminthes, Cestoda, Cyclophyllidea, Taeniidae.